Molecule: messenger RNA, 1140 nt
Organism: Loxodonta africana (African savanna elephant)
Lineage: Eukaryota; Metazoa; Chordata; Mammalia; Proboscidea; Elephantidae
Gene: IRF1
Product: interferon regulatory factor 1
Exons: 9
Coding region: 115-1002 (295 amino acids)
Biological process (GO): immune system process; regulation of transcription by RNA polymerase II
Cellular component (GO): nucleus
Molecular function (GO): DNA-binding transcription factor activity, RNA polymerase II-specific; RNA polymerase II cis-regulatory region sequence-specific DNA binding
Source: RefSeq, a predicted model, not a curated record
GGCUCCGCGACCCAGGCAUCCUCCGCCUUCUCCCCCUCCCACAAGGAUCGCACUCCCCGCGCCGUUACAGCAGGCUCUGCCACACCGGGACCCUCGGGCACUGGAGAGGAGGAGAUGAUCUUCCAGAUCCCGUGGAAGCAUGCCGCCAAGCAUGGCUGGGACAUCAACAAGGACGCCUGUCUGUUCAGGAGCUGGGCCAUUCACACAGGCCGAUACAAAGCAGGGGAAAAGGAGACGGAUCCCAAGACAUGGAAAGCCAACUUUCGCUGUGCCAUGAACUCACUGCCAGACAUCGAGGAGGUGAAGGACCAGAGCAGGAACAAGGGCAGCUCAGCUGUGCGGGUGUACCGGAUGCUCCCACCCCUCACCAAGAACCAGAGGAAAGAGAGAAAGUCCAAGUCUAGCCAAGAUGCUAAGAGCAAGGCCAAGAGGAAGUCAUGUGGGGACUCCAGCCCUGACACCUUCUCUGAUGGACUCAGCAGCUCCACCCUGCCCGAUGACCACAGCAGCUACACAGCUCAGGGCUACUUGGGGCAUGACUUGGAGGUGGAACGGGCCCUCACUCCAGCGCUUUCACCAUGUGCCGUCAGUAGCACUCUCCCCGAAUGGCGCAUCCCAGUGGACAUUCUACCUGACAGCACCAGUGACCUGUACAACUUCCAGGUGUCACCCAUGCCCUCUACGUCUGAAGCUGCAACAGAUGAGGAUGAGGAGGGGAAACUCCCUGAGGACAUCAUGAAGCUCCUGGAGCAGUCGGAGUGGCAGCCGACAAGUGUGGAUGGGAAGGGGUACCUGCUCAAUGAGCCUGGGGUCCAGCCCUCCUCUGUCUAUGGAGACUUCAGCUGCAAGGAAGAGCCCGAAGUUGACAGUGCUGGGGGGGAUGUUGGGCUGAGCCUACAUCGCGUCUUCACAGACCUGAAGAACAUGGACUCCACUUGGUUGGACAGUCUGCUGCCCCCAGUCAGGCUGCCCUCCAUCCAGGCCAUUCCUUGUGCACCAUAACUGGACUGCUGACCCCUUUUGCUCCCCUGGACAAGCAGGAGUUUAUAUCAUGGUGGCUGUGGUACACAGAAGCAGGACUCUUAUGGGCCCUGUUGACAUGGCAAAGUGUGACCCCACUGCCUAGCAGGGAUGGGUUCU